GACGCUAAAAGUCCGCACAGACUAGUUCGGCAGCGCACGUCUAUGUACAUGAUGUCUCUAAAGAAAGCCCGGCGUUACAGCUUUACGACGUUGAGCGAAGCUGAAAAAGACGCGAAGGGGAGCGUUGUGCAGGCUGCUGCUGCCAGUACUGCGAAGGGGAAAAACAGGAAGCGUCCGAGAACACCGACUGAGGAGCAUAAUUCGCCAACACGUCCGUUGAAAAAGAGAGCGGAGAUGCUGUUCAAAAGUUAGUCAGGAAACAUGAGGUGGUAGCUAAAUUAAUUAAACAUCUUAUUUUCAGCUGAUCCGAUGCUGUGGAACCCAAGUCAAGUGUGGCAAUGGUUGGAUUGGUUCACAGAGCAGGUUGGGUUCAACCCAUUAAACAAGUUUAAAUGGCAGGUAUCAGGGAUUCAGCUUUGUGCUCUAUCAAAAGAAGAUUUUCUGGAACGAUGUCCACCUGGAUUAGGAGAAGCUCUUCACUCACAAUUAUGCCUGCUGAAAGCCAAAGGUAACUACAGCAUCAACAGUAGUUAAUGAUAAUAAUAAUGAUACCAUGAGCUUAAAGUAGUGCACACUGUGAUUGCGAGCAUUUCCCUGAUAUAUAUAUCCAUCCUCUAAUCAUAGGAUUAACAUGUAGUAGCUAAGGGAAUCUUUUAACCUCUGCCUCCAAAUUCCAUGCCUAUGCUUCAUUUCCUUUCUUACUGUUACUUUGGUAUAUACACAGCUGCCUGGAGCCACAUUGCCCACAUCUCACCAGCCGUAGAAUUGCCUACACAUAUGUUUGGAUCGUCACCAUUUGUCUGGCCAAGCGCAGCAGGUUUGCCUAUAUAUUAUGUAUAAUUAUUGUACCGAAAGUGAUCAGGGUAUCAAUAAAAUAGGUAUCAUUGUUAUUAUGAGUAUGUGCUCUCAUACAGAUUUAUUGAACAACACUGACGGAGGUUUUUGGCCACUUAUGCAAAGUUUUUUUCCCAGAUCAUUCCAAACAUCAGGUCCAGUACAGAGGCUACUCGGAUUCAAUUCUCUAUCACCCACCCCUUUGCCUUUGCCAUUUUCAACUGUUCCAAGUUACUGUGCAUCCACAAAGAAUUUCACAGCAGAGUCAAAGUUGGACUUUUCAUCCUGUAUAACCAAUACUCAAGGGCAGUGUUUCACUCAGUCUCACCCCGGCAUCCUUGGACAGACUACACCCAACUCCCCAAGUUCACCAGCCAUUCGCCUGCAAAACACAUCAGUACCACCUUAUACAGUCUCACAGAGGCAUUCCUCAGUUGCGGUUCCAACAGCUUCAGUUUCAAGCAAAACCACAGCCCCAUCUCAAAUUCCUACUUCACUGCAGCGCCUUGUUCGGGGAAAUCUCUCCGCCACCUUACCAUUGAUAUCCUCACCAAUCCCACAGAGUAAGAGCAUUUCUGAGAUACAGCAACUAGAGAAAAGAUGCAUUCAUUCCAACCGAAGACGUCCUCCAAUUCCACUUUCAAUAAAAUCUACAUCGCUCACUGCAACUCAAUCAGAUGAAGUUGUAUCUACACCUGCAACACCACUCUCUCCAUACUGUGGCCAACAAGGUAUGUUUUGUUGCAGAACCCAAAAUAGUUACCAUUUAUUUCCUUCUGUUUAUAUUCUUAGCCCUUAAAAUUUCAUGAACUUUCCCUUGUGCAGGAACUAUUCAGCUGUGGCAAUUUCUGCUGGAGCUGUUGCAGGAUGACCAGUACUCAAACAUCAUAACUUGGGUAGGCGGAGAUUGGGAAUUCAAAUUACUUGAUCCCGAAAAUGUUUCCAUGUUAUGGGGAAUUCGUAAACGAAAACCAAGUAUGAACUAUGACAAACUCAGUCGUGCCAUUCGUUACUACUACGAUAAAAAGAUCAUCCAUAAAGUCCAUGGAAAACGCUACCAGUACAAGUUUAACUUUGAGACCAUCUCCAAAUUUUUGAGCUGUGUUGACCAUUGCACUGAAUCUGAUGUUGGAGCAUCCCCAGCAGAAAGUGACUGUGCUUUAGCCGAGGUUUCUAAAGAGAAAAACUGCACCAAAAGGAGAGAUCACUUUUCUGCUAGUCCCAGUCCUUCUGUACAUGAUUUUGUUACUCAAGCCUUGGAGCAGCAGCUGAUAGCCCAGCAGGCUAAAACUGCUGCAAAUGAACAACAAAAUUGUGCCUGUCCACAGCUAUCUACUCAUUGUGUAAAUGUGCCAGUUGUUCACACACCAUCACUUGAAUAACUUCUGUCUUGUAUUAAACAGUUAUGUUUGUCAAAGAAAUAGACAGAGGAUUUGUAAACUUUCCUCUA
Molecule: messenger RNA, 2284 nt
Organism: Geodia barretti
Lineage: Eukaryota; Metazoa; Porifera; Demospongiae; Tetractinellida; Geodiidae
Source: the annotation of a GenBank genome assembly